Messenger RNA from Anopheles gambiae (African malaria mosquito), 2303 nucleotides. RefSeq lists its product as uncharacterized. The record is from RefSeq and is a predicted model, not a curated record. Bases 111 to 1400 code for a protein of 429 amino acids. NCBI's taxonomy places the organism in Eukaryota, Metazoa, Arthropoda, Insecta, Diptera, Culicidae. The transcript has 8 exons.
GAUGGCAUCAUUUCCAGCUGUCAUUUAUUUGGCUUUGGUGUUUGACGAAAGAACAAAAUAAAUUUUGUGCUCUAUUGUUUUGUGAAAAUUUGUUGGAUUUUUUCAGUAAAAUGGCUACACAACCAAUGAAGAGGAGCAGAAAAGUUAUUUCUCGACGAAACAAAAAGCUUGCAGCUAUGUCGACGGAGUAUGAUCGGCAGAAUAUGUUGGGUGAUGAUGAUGCGGGAACAAGCGGAGUGGUGCACCGUAAUAUCGGUUUAACAUCCCAGUACGAUGAUCCAGAAUACGAUGCAGAAGUGCUUAUGGGAACAUCGUCUCACAACAGCGAUACCGAUUACAUCAGUGAUCGUUCUUCUGAAAGCGAAACCGACGCCGUGGCUGAAGGGUCCACAACUGCUCACAACUGCAACAACCAUAGCGAUAUUGGUGAAUGUUUGCGAACUUGGGCAGUUGUACGUAAUCAGCCACGCUCGUCGGUAAAUGAAAUUUUAGCUAUUUUGGGAAUAUGGACAGAUUUACUUCUUCCCAAGGAUUCUCGCACGCUAUUGAAAACGCCAAAAACCAUCGGGGAAGAGAUACAAUCGAUAGCAGGCGGCGAAUUUUGGUACAAAGGGAUAGAAAAUAAUCUCGUCAAUUAUUUUAAGUCAACUGUUCCAUCAAUCGACGAAUUGUCGAUACAGGUAUCCACCGACGGACUCCCUCUUCAUAGAGGUGGACCUACACAGCUCUGGCCCAUCCUUAUGAAGAUUGUAGAACUGCCCUCAGCCCCAAUUAUGAUGAUCGCAGUGUUUUGUGGACCAGCAAAACCAACCAGUCUGGAAGUAUUUUUAAGACAGUUUGUAGAGGAGGCAAAUGACAUUCAUCGAAGGGGAUUGCGGAUCGGAGAUAAAAUGAUAAAAUUCUCGAUCCAAGCUAUUAUUGCAGAUUCUCCUGCGCGGGCUUUCCUUAAAGCAACAACCUACUUCAAUGGAUAUCACGGUUGUAUGAGGUGUACCUGUGUUGGGGAAUACUAUAAACCUGGAAAAAAAAUUAUUUUCGACUCCGUUGGCGCUCCUCUACGAACGCACCAUGGAUUUAAAUCUAGGGAUUGUCCGGGUCAUCACCAGGAAUGGCGUUCACCCCUGGAAGACCUUGAUAAUUUUGAUAUGGUGGAUAAAUUACCGACUAGUUGUGGGUUGCACUUAUGCGAUGAGGGUGCGACUCGCCGACACUUGUGCGGUCUUAUAGGUGGAUCUGCAGCAAGGCUUGCGACAUGGAUACUGGACGAAGUUGAGUUUUGCGGUCCUGAUGAUUUGGUUUUCUUUAAUGUUCCAGGAAGCAAUAAGGAUGAUGCCGAAAUGAUGCUGAUGAGGAUGUUGGUGGUCGGACGAGCUUCACUGGAGUGUUCACGGAAGUAUUGAUGAUGAUGCCGAGAGGAUGCGAGAUGAUGAUGCUGAUGUUGACAACUGUACCAGUUUUGCUGGGGCAUUUACGUUGAGGACUGGUCGGCAAAUUUGUUCAGUUUUGAUAAUUACUGGUCUAUUUGCCUGUUUUGCACUUUCAGGAGCUGAUGACGGUGAUGCCGAAAGGACGCGGGGCGAGGAUGCUGAUGAUUGCACGAGCUUCGCUGGGGCAUUCACGUGAAGGACUGGUCGGCAAAUUCGUUCAGAUUUAAUAAUCACUGGUCUAUUUGCCUGUUUUGCACUUUCAGGAGCUGAUGACGGUGAUGCCGAAAGGACGCGGGGCGAGGAUGCUGAUGAUUGCACGAGCUUCGCUGGGGCAUUCACGUGAAGGACUGGUCGGCAAAUUCGUUCAGAUUUAAUAAUCACUGGUCUAUUUGCCUGUUUCGCAGUGCAAGGAGCUGAUGACGGUGAUGCCGAAAGGACGCGGGGCGAGGAUGCGAUGGCUGACGAUUGAACCAGGUUCACAGGGGCAUUCACGUGCCAGGAGCCGAUAAUGGAGAUGCCGAAAGGACGCAGGAUGAUUUUUUUGACCAUUGCACGAGCUUCACAGGGGCAUUCACGGAAGGAAUAAUGGUGAUGUAGAUAUGGAUGUCUUUAAUGGUACGAGGGUCGCUGGUACUACCGAUGCCUGCGCUUUUACGCUGAGAUCUGGAAAUGAUGCCAUCGGUGCCGUUAUCGUUUUAUACACGUUGUUUGAAGCCAUUUCGCUAAACGUAUCAUUAAUGAACAUUUUGUUUAUUUAGUGAACCAUUUGAUUUCAAUUUAUCCUAAUUAAUAGGUACCUUUUUAUGUUUUGCAGAAAAUCCGACAGAAAUAAUAAAACAAAUUUUAGAUUUCAGCUUAUGAAGCAUCACCGAACAA